GAAGUUACAGGUGGACGACAGAAGUCCGAACCCCACGAGUCGGCGUUUUGUCGCUCAAACAAGAGCUUGAAGCAGUACUGUAUUCAUCCCCGACUGACAUAUCCGACCCCGUUUCCUGCAUUCGAAUUGCCCACCUCCUCAUCUCUCACUUCCCCCUUCAAGAUGACGCAAAGCUUGGAUUCGGGAAGCCUUACCGGACCUACACUCGAUCUAGUUAGUCGUAUCGAAAGGCUUCUUCAGCGCCAAGCUCUCAACCCUCGCCAGCGGAUCCUAGUUGCUCUUGCAGGUGUUCCUGGUUCCGGAAAGUCGACUGUAUCGUAUGCGUUGCUGCAGGAACUUGUCAGACGAGGUGUCAAUGAUGUGACAAUUGUACCGAUGGACGGCUUCCAUUAUACGAAGAAGGUCCUAUCCGCGUUUCAAGAUCCAGAGAAUGCCUUCCAGCGGCGCGGUGCUCCGUUCACGUUUGAUGCAAGAUCCUUCAUAAGUCUGGUCAAGAUGCUGAGAACAUCACCUGUCACUACAGGCGAUGAGCCAGAGCAACCUGUGUAUGCGCCCAGCUUCGACCAUGCGGUCCAAGACCCGGUAGAGAAUGACAUCGCCAUCUCGUCACGAAGCCGAGUUAUCAUUGUCGAAGGCAAUUACACGCUUUUGAACCAGAAGCCUUGGAAUGAGAUCACUGGCCUUUGCGACGAAAAGUGGUUCGUGGACGUCCCUCCAGAGACAGUGAAAAAUCGUUUAGCAGCACGUCAUCUUGCUGCUGGUAUUGAGACUUCGUACGAAGCAGCCGUUCGACGAGCAGAGAGGAACGAUAUACCGAAUGGGGAGAUGAUACGGUCGCUUCUGAUUGAACCCGAUGUUACUAUUCUCAACUGAAGGUAUUUUUUUUUUG
Boeremia exigua is the source of this 889-nucleotide messenger RNA. RefSeq names its product P-loop containing nucleoside triphosphate hydrolase protein. Gene Ontology annotation, molecular function: ATP binding; kinase activity. Gene Ontology annotation, cellular component: cytoplasm. NCBI's taxonomy places the organism in Eukaryota, Fungi, Ascomycota, Dothideomycetes, Pleosporales, Didymellaceae. Bases 163 to 873 code for a protein of 236 amino acids. The record is from RefSeq and is a predicted model, not a curated record. The transcript is spliced from 3 exons.